AUGUCUGUCUCGGAGAAGGUGGUGCCAGCAUCAUCAGUUUCUUCGUCGUCAGAUUUGGAUCCGCUGUUGAAGGAUCUUACGGAGAAGAAGUUGAGCUUUAGGAGGAACGUGGUAUCAUUGGCUGCCGAGCUCAAGGAUGUGAGGAACAGGCUUGCUUCCCAGGAACAGCUGUUUGUAAGGGAAUCUCAAACUAGAAAGGUUGUGGAGACAAAAGCAAGGAGCAUGGAAGAGGAAGUAAGCAAGCUGCAGAAAUGCUUACAGGACAAGGAUGAGCAACUGCGUUCAUCCACAAGUAGCACGGAACAGUACCUCCAUGAGUUGGAUGAUCUUAGAACACAACUGUCAUUUACUCAAGCUACAGCAGAAGCAAGUGCUGCAUCAGCCAAGUCAGCUCAGAUGCAGUGCUUGUCAUUGCUGAAAGAGCUGAAUGAGAAGGACAUCUCGCUCAAAGAGCAUGAACUUCGAGUGAACAAGCUAGGUGAGCAGCUUGAUCUUCUCCAGAAGGAUCUGCAAGCAAGGGAGCUCUCACAAAUGCAACUUAAAGAUGAAGUAAUAAGAAUUGAGACCGACAUCAUGGACGCAGUUGCCAAAGCUGGGUCUAGGUCUGACAAAGAUAAUGAGCUGUUAAAGAUCUUAUCUGAUGUUUCACCAAGGAAUGUCCAGAACCUCAACAACCUUUUGAAUGCUAAGGAUACAGAGAUUGCGAGGUUGAGAGAGGAAAUCAGAAUAUUGUCUGCUCACUGGACGAACAAAACCAAGGAACUUGAAUCACAGUUAGAAAAGCACCGGAGAACUGAUCAGGAGCUGAAGAAGAGGGUUCUGAAGCUUGAAUUUUGCCUUCAAGAAUCUCAGUCUCAGAUGCGAAAAUUAAAGAGGAUGGGGGAGAAAAGAGACAAGGCUCUCAAGGAGCUCAUGGACCAGGUGGCCAUGAAGCAGCCCAACAGUAUGUGCCAUGGCAACAAGGAGAAUUUUUGGGAGAGCCAGGGAUUCAAGUUCAUUGCCUCUAUGUCGAUGCUGGCACUAGUGAUCCUCGCAAAGCGAUGA
This is a messenger RNA of Miscanthus lutarioriparius, 1044 nucleotides long. The record is from the annotation of a GenBank genome assembly. NCBI's taxonomy places the organism in Eukaryota, Viridiplantae, Streptophyta, Magnoliopsida, Poales, Poaceae.